This is a messenger RNA of Botrytis deweyae, 1083 nucleotides long. RefSeq lists its product as uncharacterized. The coding region runs from base 1 to 1083 and encodes 360 amino acids. The transcript has a single exon. The record is from RefSeq and is a predicted model, not a curated record. Lineage: Eukaryota; Fungi; Ascomycota; Leotiomycetes; Helotiales; Sclerotiniaceae.
AUGGAUCAUUUUAGGAUACGUUCCGCCGUCGUUCGAUUUCUAAGAAUACACUUUGCUCACAAACGAAACGCAUUAACAAACUCAUCGUUUGAGUAUUUCCCUAAAGAAUUGAUCCAACAGAUUGCUGACAACUUGGAUAUCGCAUCGGCCGCGCUAUUCUCCAUUUCGUGCAAAACGAUCUAUGGCAUCAUCGGAUCUCAAUACAUAGUCAAUCUAACGCGCCACGAGAACUUGUUAUUUCAAAGGAUAAUGCAAUAUGAUAUUAAGAAUAUGACCUUGAAUGGUUGCUGCGAUAUGUCUUGUGCUCUGCAACGUUCAAGCCCCGCAAAAGGCGCCGGCAGGAUUCUUCAGAAACUUUCAAACCUUUCGGUUGACCAAAGGAAAAUGUUGAGUAGAUCAUAUCGCAUCAAUGAGAUGGCUGCAGCAUAUCUAGCCCGGGAUCUACAUCACCACAUCUGCUUCUUUGCCCCCUAUAACCGAGAUGAUUUUCCCUGGACUGUCGAGAGAGACGUGUCUUGGAAUAUUAUCCGCGAAGGUAGUGAAUCUUGUGGUUUCCAGAAGGAUGAGAUUACAUUCGUUAAGAAUAGCGGUUCUACAUUAGUCCGCCAACAUAGGGUUUUCCAAGGAAAAUGUGGGGAAGUGAUACGGCUACGCGUCGAUAUAUGUGCCCAUAUUCAAUGCUAUUCGAAUUCGAUGCAUAUUCGUCCCCGGAUUUGCCCAACGAGCCGGGAUCAAGUUAGAUACGUACGCCGCAAAUAUCCUGAGAGUUUAUGGUGGCUAUACUGGAAGAAAGUCAAAGAAGAGACAAGUGAGAUUGAACAUUGUGUCGAGUGCCGGACUGAAUUUUUAAUUCGUUUCGUUCACGUGCGAGACUGUAUUCCAAAUCUACAUUGUCGCAUGGAACUCACAAUCACUACUUGGAAAGAACUUGGGCAAAAGCUUGAUGACAAGAUAUGGAGAGAACACUUCCCUGAGUCUCAAAAAUACGUCCCGAAACCUAACCCGCGAGUCCAAGUGCCCAAAUCAAGAAUCGCUGAUGCCUUCACUCCUUUGGCCGUUCUUAAUCUACUACCAUUUGUAUAA